Molecule: messenger RNA, 2628 nt
Organism: Podospora anserina S mat+
Lineage: Eukaryota; Fungi; Ascomycota; Sordariomycetes; Sordariales; Podosporaceae
Exons: 1
Coding region: 1-2628 (875 amino acids)
Source: RefSeq, a predicted model, not a curated record
AUGCGCCGUCCACGUGUGUCCAUUGUGUGUGUGCAAUUGCCAGCUGUUCUGCCUCUUGACCGCCUGAAGUUUGCCCUGUCUCUCUUUCCCAGACGACGCUUUGGAACCGUCACUCGUUUUCCUCUGUUUGCGACUGGUUGCGCAGUCCCCAAUUCACUGACUGGACUAGCCCAGUCAUCAGCGAACCCGGAAUCUUGCAAAGUUGGUGUUAGAGAAGAAGAUGCUCCAGCCAUGGCGAACCUUACCUCGACCACAUCCAUUGCCACCUGCACUCGCUCGACCCGUGCGCCCUCCCAUCUUAGCAAACCGCCUCCCUCGACGACCUUGAACUCAAUCCGUGGGACUGCCCCAGCUGCCCCGCCGCCCCAGCACCCAUCAGCCUCGUUGCCCGUUGUCGCUUCACCGACCUCCAUCUCCAACGUCUCGCUGUUUCUGACGAACCUCCGCCUCCUCGACCUAGACCUCUCGCCUGACUGGCCCGGUAUCUCUCCCUCGACAUUCAACACCAAAGAUGCCGGCGGACAGAAGAAGCGCAUCCAAUGCGUCGAAUGGGCCCUGUACCACCUCUUCGCUCUCUACGACAGGGACGAAACAAGAAAUAAAUUGCUUCCAUUCUUCCCUCCGAACGACCAGGUUCAGUCGCUGAACCUGCGCGCCGCCUUGCUGAGACAAUUGGAACAAGCCAAGAAGAAUGGGGUCCUGGGAAGAGAUGCCGUGGUGCGCAAGACGAUGCUGGACGAGUGCAAGGGCGAGAGGCUGGAAGAGGUCUUGGCGGUAUUCUCGUCGGUCGUCUUGAAGAAAGUCGUCGCGGAGAGGCAGCUCAACUCGCGCGACCCAAUGAGUCCACCACUGGCUCAAGCACUGGCGCUGGAGAAUAUGGGCUAUUCUGGGGACAAGACAGAGCUGACGGUGUUGGUCCUGGCGCAUAGGGUCUCUUUGCAAAGAACAUUGGACGAAAAGAAUGCAUUGAGAAAGAGAUUCAACAGCUUUGCCGAAUUAUUGGCAGACAAAGAACGAGGCAUUGCACGCAGGCGGAGGCAACAGCAAGACCAAGACGACGACGGUGAGGAAGGAGUGCCUGAACAGACCAGACGAGAUGUAUGGAAGACUGUUAGGAACAACUGGACGGGAAGCGAGCGCUGGAUGGAGACGCUCCUGCAUGGGGACAGCCAAGCCCAGAGAGAUGGAGUCUUGUCAGCGCCCUUUGACAGGGUUUGGAGGAGGGUUCAAUCUGAUCGGUUGGCUGAGCUGGACGAAAAAGAGCCUGGGUUGCUGGAACAGCUCGACGACCGUGUUAGAAGCCAGAGGGAGAGGCUGGAAAGGUGGCAGGGCUUCCGCCAGAGGAUGUUUGGGGACACCGCAUCAGGGUCUACCACACGACAGGCUGGAGCACAGGAACGACCAAGGGGUAUUGAUCUUGGAUUUCGAGGACACGAGACCCUCCAUAUCGGACGGGCAAGCACAAAGAAGCUGGCCUCAAGCAGGGCGAGCGAUUUCGAUCACGAGUACGAGAAGUUGAUUUCGAAUCUCAAGGCCGAGUUGGAUGGCAUUACUCCCAGCGCGCCCCACAUUCCAUCCUUCUUCCAACAAGCGCCCACGGCAGUCCCGCCAUUAGAUUUGGACGGCGUUGUCGAGUCCGAGAGCGAGGAGAUCUCAGACAUUAGCGACCAUGAGCCAACGCCAAUCGCGGUCCGCCCAUCACCUCCGCGCCGGGACCCGAUCAAGCUUGAGCCGGUGUUUGAGCCGGUUCUUCGAAAGGCACAGUCGUUUUACCACGAUGAAAUUGACGUGAAUGAAAUCCCAACAACACCCUCCCGUCACGCUCUCCGCCGGUCAGCCACCAUCAAAUCGAAUACACCAUCACCAAGAAGACGGGAACCUACCCAGACACCCACACCCACUCAGAGCCCACGAAGGCGUCUCAGUUCACCACCCAAGCCGGUCCUAACCCCAACACGGAAUACCGUUUUACCUGCGCCACAACUCUCCCCCGAACUUCCCUCGCCAGAAGAGUUGCCAUCUCCAACCCAGGAAAUGGCCGACCAAAUCCUCGCCUCCGUCAGCAACGCCUCCCCCUCCCCGAUCAAGCGAAGCAGGCACACCCUCUCCCUAGCCGAACGAACCCGCCUCUCCAUGGCCCGGCGCACCUCCCACGCCAACCUGCGUGUCUCCGCCGAAGACGACGACCUGCUCCUCGACUCCCCGGCCCCCGAACCGCAAAAGCAACCCCAACCUCCUUCUAUCACCCCCCCCUCCCCACCGACAGGCACAAACGGCUACGAAGACCUCGUUUCCCGCACCCGCCGCUCCAUGGCCAACUUUGAAGCCGUCAAGCAAAAAGCUCAGAUUGAGCGGAGGAGAUCCCUCCGGCAGGCCAAAGCGGCGCCCGCCACUCCCCAGAAUCAGGGAGGAAGACCGAGGAGUGCAUAUUUUUCUUCGUUGGAUGAGGAAGGAGAGGAUAGUUAUCAGGAUGAGGGAAACACCACGCUGUUGAUUGCCGAGGAGUUGAUUAAUGAGGGGAAGGAGGAUGAUUAUGAGGCGGUGUUUAUGAGCAGACCGAAGAUUGCGACGAGUCCGGUGGGCACGCCGGUAAUGAGGGGAAGGAAUUGUGCUGUGAGUGAUUUUUAG